AUGGACUCGCACAGCAUUCCACCCGGGUUCGUGGGCAAUCUCUCGUGGGAGCAGGAAGACCGCCUGCAGCAGCUCUGGGCGCUCAUCCUACAGUUCGGCGAAGCACCCAGCAUCCUCGACCCCAUCAGCCCCGUCAGCUCGUCGACCGAAACCCAGCCCAAGGCGCCGUCGCCGUCCCUCCGCAGCCGGAACUCGUUCCUCUACCGCACCGAGUCGAACAUCUCGCGCCGAAACAGCACCCUCGCGUACCCGGCCCAGCAUGCGCGCCUGCUCGACAGCCUCCGCGCCGGCGGCAUGGCCACGUCGGAGAUCCGCGCCGCCAGGAAGUGUCUGGCGUCGUUGACGCCGGACGAGGUGCGAUUCGGUAUCGUCACGGCGGCGAAACAGGAGCCGCCUGAUGCGUAUCUCCUGCGGUUUCUGCGAUUUGCCAAAUGGGAUGUUAACAAGGCGUUUGUUCGGCUGUUGAAUUCCCUGCGGUGGCGCAUGAAGGAGAUGAAUGUUGACAGUCAGCUGCUGGCGAAGGGCGAGCUGCAUGCGCUGCAGCUGUCGCAGCGCGCGCUGGACCGCGAGGCGGCGGAGGAGGGAGAAGCGUUCUUGGACCAGUUGCGUAUGGGGAAGUCGUACGUGCACGGGGUGGAUAAGAUGAACCGGCCGGUGUGUGUGAUUCGCGUGCGACUGCAUCAGCCCGGGGCGCAGAGCGAAACGGUGCUGAACCAGUUCAUCACGCAUAUGAUGGAGUCUGUCAGGCUUCUGAUUACGCCGCCGCAGGAAACUGGGACAGUUAUAUUCGACAUGACGGGCUUCUCUCUUGCCAACAUGGAAUACGCCGCCGUCAAAUUCAUCAUCCGAUGUUUCGAAACAUACUACCCCGAGUUACUUGGAGUGAUGCUCCUGCACAACGCCCCAAAGAUAUUCUCAAGUAUCUGGAAAGUCAUCAAGGGCUGGAUCGACCCUGACCUCGUCAAAAAGAUCCAUUUCACGCGGUCCGUAGACGACCUUGAGCAGUUUAUAGCCCGCGAACACAUCGUGAGCGAACUAGGCGGCAACGACGACUGGGAAUACGAGUACACCGAGCCCGAUCCAGACGAGAAUGAAGUCAUGGAAGACUACAUGACGCGAAAUGUCCUCCUCGCCGAACGACAGGGAAUAACAGACGAGUUCCUUGCUGCUACAUCGCAAUGGAUCGCUGCGUCCAGGGCGAAGGACUCCCUCGGAGUAUCAGAAGCCAGUUAUUACCGUGCGGAGACGGUCGAGCAGCUAAGGACGAACUACUGGAGGCUAGACCCCUACAUACGGGCGCGAAAUUGCUUGGACCGGACUGGCAUUAUCCAGGAAGGGGGUAAGAUAGACUUCUAUCCCAAUUCCAAACCGCCUGUCCAAAUCCAAACGGCGAAGAUCUUACAAGUCGAACACGUGGAGCGGGCUCGGGUCAAGAUUGUUAAUGUAUAA
Molecule: messenger RNA, 1449 nt
Organism: Aspergillus terreus NIH2624
Lineage: Eukaryota; Fungi; Ascomycota; Eurotiomycetes; Eurotiales; Aspergillaceae
Product: CRAL-TRIO domain-containing protein
Exons: 4
Coding region: 1-1449 (482 amino acids)
Source: RefSeq, a predicted model, not a curated record